AUGAAAUCAAAGCUUGGUAACCCCUCCGUGGCACCACCAGCAUUUGAAAGGUCCUCUGGAUGCCAAAGUCAUGGGUUGGAAAUUCCCAAUGGUGCUGUUGUCACUUACUCUCCCGAGGGGCAGCUUGACACUUCGUCCUUAUCCUGGUAUGUCAUUCAUAUUCUUUCAUAUUCUUGGACGUGUAAGUCAGAUACGACUUCAGGGUUACCUGGGGCAAUACAAGCAGUGGUUCAGUCGUCCGCUCAACCCGAGUGCUCUAUUCUGCUCAUUACCGAUAAUACCAUUCAGUCUCACGAGUUUCCACAGAUAAUCGAAGAAACUGGAGUUGAAGGAGGUGCAGGGGUCUAUGACCUGUCACUGGAGGCCAUCCCGACGAAUACUACUGUAGAAGAGGUUACCUACAUAAUGAAGAAAUUCCAAGAGCUCUCCAGAUGUCUCUUGAUCAUCCUCUCAAGCGUUGAUUCGACGUUUCUUCGAAUGUUUGCCAGUAUUUAUUUAGACAGUCCUUUCAUUCUCUGGCCAACGAAGCUAGUUGUCGCUACCAGGUUACCACUGCAGGAUCUCAGGAAACUUCACUUCGCCGUGGCAGUCACAAAUAGCGUCAUCAUCACUCAAGAGGAACCGCAAAAUGAAGAGUGUAAUAUAUACGUCAUCAUUCCGUACAGUCUAAGGAUAGUGAAAACAGCAUCUUGGUCGAAAGUAAAAGGUCUGCUGGUGACUUCGGAUAUUGGCCUUUUCCCUGAAAAAUUUUAUAUACUACCAGACGGCGCAGAACUCAUGGCUGCAGCUGAAGAGUAUCCUCCUCACUGCAAGCUGCAAGAAAUUGCUGCUACGGAAACGACCCCAGAACGACUGGAAUUCUCAGGUCCUAUGUUAAUUACGCUCGAAAUCCUGGCAAGGAGCAUGAAUUUCACGUACCGUAUGGUGAGGCCUCCUGAUAUGUCGUGGGGUUACCAGCUACCUGACGGUUCCUGGGUCGGGAUGGUUGGAAUGGUUUUGAGAAAGGAGGUGGACAUGGCCCUCGGGCCCUUCGGAAUCAAUCCGCUGAGGAAGAGCGUGGUUGAUUUCACGAGAACCAUGCUGGUGGACUACGUGAGGAUCGCUGCAAAGCAAGGCAAGUCGGAAGUUGACCCUUGGGGCUUUAUAAUGCCCUUGGCACCUUCGGUUUGGGCGGGAGUCCUGGUGUCUCUGGCCGUCAUCAUGGGAAUAGUUAUGACUCUUUCUCACCUAGUCCCACUUGGCGAUGACUCCUUGAUGAAGCAAGACGGUCUCGCCUACAUACGCGUUUUCUUAGGACAAGAUGUCUUUAUAACUUCCGGCCCGUGGUGGGCGCGUUUCAUGAUCUUCGCCUGGAUGCUGGCUACUCUGAUCCUGACCAGAAGCUACGGAGGCAAUCUGAUGUCGCUUCUAGCUGUCAGAUACAUCCCUCAGCCUCUCCAGUCCCUCAGGAAGGUGUUGGAUGACUCAUCCGUCACUAUGGUGUGGGAGAGUAACACCGAAUACACCCAGUACAUUAUGAGCGUCACCUCUGGCAUAUUCCACGAGGUGGCAGAGUCGGAGAAGAGCGGCCGAAUGGCGUACACGACGGGGAGCGACUAUGGAAUCACUCUGGAGAACUUGGUAGCUAAGGGAGACCACGUGCUGAUCAUUGAAGACCUCUCUCUGAGGAUGCUCCUGGCCGAGCAUUUCACGAAAUCAGGUAACUGUGAAUUUUACAUGUCCAGUGAGCUAUUUCUGCCUUCUGCCAUGGCGAUGAUAACUCAGAAGAAUAGCCCUCUAGGGCCAGCCAUGGACGAAAGGAUAAAGGCCUUAACAGAGAGCGGUCUUUACACUUACUGGAUUAAUAACGCUGUUCCUAAUUCGACAUCAUGCAGUAAUCCCCCGAGCAGAAUUACUGUGGAAUCGACUCUUAAGAUAGCAAAUAUCUGGGGAAUGUUUGUGAUGCUCGGCGGUGGGUUCCUGCCACCCGAGCAGCCUUCUGGAUGGUCGGGUACUCACUUCAGGAAUUUUGGCAGGAUCAGGAGUCUCAACUUCUUGCCGCAACUCUAA
This is a messenger RNA of Macrobrachium nipponense, 2049 nucleotides long. Its product is annotated as glutamate receptor ionotropic, delta-1-like. Lineage: Eukaryota; Metazoa; Arthropoda; Malacostraca; Decapoda; Palaemonidae. Gene Ontology annotation, molecular function: ligand-gated monoatomic ion channel activity. Bases 1 to 2049 code for a protein of 682 amino acids. The transcript has 15 exons. Gene Ontology annotation, cellular component: membrane. The record is from RefSeq and is a predicted model, not a curated record.